This is a messenger RNA of Arachis duranensis, 1119 nucleotides long. RefSeq names its product (+)-neomenthol dehydrogenase. The transcript is spliced from 5 exons. NCBI's taxonomy places the organism in Eukaryota, Viridiplantae, Streptophyta, Magnoliopsida, Fabales, Fabaceae. The coding region runs from base 139 to 1029 and encodes 296 amino acids. Gene Ontology annotation, cellular component: membrane. The record is from RefSeq and is a predicted model, not a curated record.
GAUUGUUGUCUCAGCAAACUUGUAAGACGGAGAUCAUGGCAAGUGGCAUACAUGCAUGGAAAUGGUGCUCAUGAACUGAAGCCUUAACUUAUCUUCUCUGAUUUCUCCGUUAGAAACUAACAAAGCCUCAAAUUAAAGAUGGAACAAGCGCCACAGAGAUAUGCAGUUGUGACGGGAGCAAAUAAAGGAAUUGGAAUAGAAAUAGUAAGGCAAUUAGCUUCAAAUGGAGUGAAGGUUGUGUUGACUUCAAGAGAUGAGAAGAGAGGCCUUCAUGCAUUGGAAACUCUCAAAGAUCUCUCUCAUCUUGUGCUCUUUCACCACCUUGAUGUUGCUGAUCCUGCUAGUGUGGAUUCUCUUGCAAAUUUCAUCAAAUCCGAAUUUGGAAAACUCCACAUUUUGAUCAACAAUGCAGGGAUUGGUGGACUUGUGAUUAAGGACAAUGAUUUGGUCCCUCAAGUGUUAUUCAAAAGCAGGGAAUUAUCAGAUGAUGUAAUAGAGAAAGCCGGAAUCGUUCAAACAUUCGAGCUAGCUGAGGAAUGCUUGCAAAUAAAUUAUUAUGGUGCUAAAAGAACAUCUGAAGCCCUUCUCCCUCUUCUCCAAUUAUCUGAAUCACCAAGAAUUGUGAAUGUAUCAUCCUCCCUAGGAAAGUUAAAGUGUGUAUCAAAUGAAUGGGCUAAAGGAAUCUUGGGUGAUGCUGAAAACCUUACAGAAGAGAGAGUUGAUGAAGUGUUGAAUGAAUUUCUGAAAGAUAUCAAAGAAGGGUGUUUGGAAAGAAAAGGAUGGCCUAAGGUUCUUGGUGCCUAUAUUAUCUCAAAAGCUGCAAUGAAUGCAUAUACAAGAAUUGUUGCUAAAAAGUACCCUACUAUAUGCAUCAACAGUGUGUGUCCUGGUUAUGUUAAAACUGAUAUAACUGCCAAUACUGGAUUUUUAACGGCAGAAGAAGGUGCUGCUACUGUUGUCAAAAUAGCAUUGCUUUCAAAUGCCUCUUCUGGCCUUUUCUAUUCUCAGAAUGAAGUUUCUUCAUUCUAAUCCAAUUGAGUUGGGUUAUGUAUGCAUUCUCAUUUUCUUGUACCAUUGAAUAUGGGGUAUGACAUCCAAAUCUACAAACAUAAGUCUCGU